AUGCUUGAGAGGCGCGUGAAUAGCUGCUAAAGGCAGUGUUUUCUCCACGAUUGCCAACAUAUGCUUAUUGUUCUGCGACAUCGUACGCAACUUACUUCAGUUCAGACCAGUUCAGACCUUCAGACCUCGUUCGUCUUGUGGAAAUUGGCGGGAAGCACAUUCGCCUCUCAGAAAAUGUCUGUAUGACGCAGUUAUCGGUUUCACGUGCAUGACAUUUCGCCGACAUGGGUAUUUUAGGCUUGUCAAAGUUAAUAGCGGACAUUGCUCCGGAAGCUAUCAAAGAGCGAGAAUUGAAGCAUUACUUCGGUCGCAAGAUAGCUAUCGACGCAUCCAUGUGUUUGUAUCAGUUUCUUAUAGCUGUGCGCAGUGAAGGAGCCCAGCUCACGACCGUAGAUGGCGAAACAACCAGCCAUUUAAUGGGUACAUUUUAUCGUACCAUACGCUUGGUGGAGCAAGGAGUAAAGCCUGUGUACGUAUUUGAUGGAAAACCACCAAAUCUGAAAAGUGGAGAAUUAGCCAAAAGAGCUGAAAGGAGGGAUGAAGCACAGAAACUCCUGCAGGCUGCUGAAGAAGAUGGAAAUGUGGAAGCUAUAGACAAGUUUAAUAGGAGAUUGGUUAAAGUUACGAAAACUCACGCUGAGGAAGCUAAAGAAUUACUUCGGUUAAUGGGCAUACCUUAUAUUGAUGCUCCUUGCGAGGCCGAAGCUCAGUGUGCCGCUUUAGUGAAAGCUGGUAAAGUUUUUGCUACUGCUACGGAAGAUAUGGACGCACUCACUUUUGGCUGCAAUGUGCUACUACGACGCUUAACCUUCAGCGAAGCCAGGAAGUUACCCGUACAGGAGAUUCAUUUCGAUAAAGUUCUAGCGGGUUUGGAGCUGAAUCAUGAUGAGUUCAUUGACCUCUGUAUUAUGUUGGGAUGUGAUUAUACAAAUAGUAUCAGAGGCGUUGGCCCAAAAAGGGCAAUAGAGUUGAUAAAAAAUCAUAGAAACCUUGAAAAGAUUAUUGACAAUAUAGAUACCAAGAAAUAUCCCAUACCGGAAGAUUGGAAUUACAAAGAGGCAAGAUUAUUGUUUCAAGAACCAGAAGUAUCGAAUCCAGAUGACAUUCAGCUAAAAUGGUCCGAACCAGAUGAAGAAGGUCUGGUGAAGUAUUUAUGUGGUGACAAGCAGUUUAACGAAGAACGGGUUAGAAAUGGAGCAAAGAAACUUCACAAGGCCCGAAAUACGUCCACGCAGGGCCGAUUGGACUCGUUCUUCAAAGUUUUGCCAAACUCGACUCCGACUCCAAAAAGGAAGGCGGAAGAAAAAAAGACACCGGCUAAAAAGACGAAGGCAGGUAACAGCAAAUUUCGCGGUAAAGCAAAGUGAGAGUAAUUUUACAAAUUUGACAAAAAAUAUACAACAAUGAUAGCGUACUCGUGUCUUGUAUAAAAUGCUAUUUCGGCACAGUGUCUUAUACACAUGUCGCGCGUUAAUUUUUUUUUAUAAAUUUCUAUGCAAAUUGCAGUCUCGAACUAAUAUAACCAUAGUAUAAUUUUUUCUAUUUAUUUCGCAAAAUAUAUACAAUAUUCAUGUACAAUAUAUAUUAUGAAUGUAUCAUAGCGAGCGUUCAACAAUAAUCUGUCGCAGCAUGUUUUUAUAAAAAUCUUAACAAACAACAUUGUUACAUCAUUUAAAUUCAAGCGGAUAAUCAGUAUCAUCAUAUAUAUUGUCAUUAUCAUGUAUCUUCAUCAUAUAUUAUAUAUUUCAUUUCUUAUUAAUAUAACUUGGCAAGGAAUUUAGAAAAGGA
Molecule: messenger RNA, 1788 nt
Organism: Temnothorax curvispinosus
Lineage: Eukaryota; Metazoa; Arthropoda; Insecta; Hymenoptera; Formicidae
Gene: Fen1
Product: flap endonuclease 1
Exons: 8
Coding region: 225-1367 (380 amino acids)
Cellular component (GO): nucleus
Molecular function (GO): 5'-flap endonuclease activity; magnesium ion binding; 5'-3' exonuclease activity
Source: RefSeq, a predicted model, not a curated record